Messenger RNA from Fraxinus pennsylvanica, 768 nucleotides. The record is from the annotation of a GenBank genome assembly. Lineage: Eukaryota; Viridiplantae; Streptophyta; Magnoliopsida; Lamiales; Oleaceae.
AUGAAAUCUUUGAACAACAUCCAGAGGAGCGAAUCAUUCAGAAAUCUGAUAGAGAGAAAGGAAGCUAAUCAGGGGGAUCAAAUGAGGCAAGAGCCAGCUCGUAGGAAAGCAAGAAGACCUGCAGCUACAGUUAUGGACUAUGAUCAAAUGAUUAUCCCUAGUCACACAUAUCAAUCUUGGCUUCGGAAUUCUUCUGGUAUCGUGUCAAAAAGGGGAAGAAAGCGAAAGAAGAACAAGACUGAAAAUCUCUGCUUGCAUACAGGUAGGACCUCUGUGCCCCAACUACCUGAAGCAUCAUCGUCAACUCCACCAGAAAGAAUGCAUUUUAUGGAGCCACCAGGACAUCUUACUGAAGGUAUUCACAGUGGAAUUGGCUCAACGCCAACUUCAAUUGAGAAGCUAGUGUCUCCAGAAAAAGUCCGUAAUAAUUUGAUGCAACAUGAAGCCAAUGGACUGAUCGCAACUAAGGCCAACUCAAUGACCACCCCAGCCGUCCCCAGGAACCUCUGCCUCGACACUGUUGCAGAGGAGUGGCACCAUUCUGACCCGAAGUUAAAGUUAGCUAGGCGAUCGGAGAAUGGCUUUACACUUGAUAAUGAGUUGUUGGUGGAAACUGGACAAGCACAAACCCAACAGCAUGAAAUUAUCAAUCAAUCACUUGACAAGAUAACUGAUUCAAACAGAAAGCAGUUGAAGACUCAUUUUGACACACCAGGAUCUGCCAAAGUAGAAUCUUUGAACCAUUUAGCUUUAGGGAUGAACAAAUAG